AUGGAUCAAUGUUGUAGUUAUGAUAUGCCCAGCUACACCGAGGUGCCGGAAAGCAUCGGGACUUUCGAAAGCGCUGAUACGCACAGGAAGGAUUCCACCGAAUUUGACAGUAGCGGUCCACCUAAACCCGAGGUCGAGCGUCAAAGAGACGUCGCCUCCAAAAAGCGCAAGGCCGAGGAUGAUAAUAGAUCCAGUGUCGAUUUGAGUAAGGCCACAAACUUCAAUGCUCAGUCUCACAGCUUAGCAGAAACUACGCAUGGACCAAAGUUCCUUGGUCAGUCGGGACGCCAUGUAGCAGUCUUGUCCCCUGUACCUCAAGGUAUCCAAUAUCAAACACCUCCACAAUGCGACAUUUCAACCGAAAAAGAAAAUGGAAUACAGCAGGUCUUGGCUGGAAUGAUACAGGAUCUCCCAUCUAUGGAGAAACCCAAGAUUGAAGCGAACAAGUUCAAUUGUCUACUCGAUGAUGACGAACAAAAAGAUCUGGAAGAAAUACGUGGGGGUUCUGGCGUAUCGAUCAAAUUAAUCCAUCUGAUAAGCCAAAUUACCUACUGUGCGGCCUAUUGGAAACGGAGGCCCGACAGCCUCGUUCUCCCAGUCACAGGGAGAUACUUAGUCAAAGCUUUAUCUAAUAUUCAGAUAUGGCAAAAUCGGGCGCGAAACCAGCGUGCGGAUUCGGCCGCCAAUCCGAAUCCGGCAAUAGAAAAUCCCGCGAGCGAGUUGUGGAGGAUUGCAGCGGCUGUCUAUCUUCAAUGUCGUCUCUUCAGGCUGGCGAGACUUCACGUUCAUGUUGUUGCAAACGUUAAGUACCUCAGCGAAUGCAUAGAUAUCAUGCUAAAGUUAGGGCCUGACUCUCCUGUCCAGGUACCCUCCUUACCGGCCUUUAUGCUGGGCAUGCUUGCUUCUACCUCUGAACAAAAGGAAAUAUCGAAUCAUUGGCUAAAGUACAAUGUAGAGGCAAAAGAUCGAAGAGCCAUCAAGAAGAUAUGGGCUAGGAUCGCUGACGAGGUGGAGAUCAAGGAUGAAAAGGUGACUGUAGGGGAGUCCUGGUGGGAGACACAGGUAGUGAGGAAGGUACCUAUGGACAAGUGGCAGGAAAUGUGUCGGAUCUGA
Fusarium coffeatum is the source of this 1113-nucleotide messenger RNA. RefSeq lists its product as uncharacterized. The transcript has 4 exons. The coding region runs from base 1 to 1113 and encodes 370 amino acids. Lineage: Eukaryota; Fungi; Ascomycota; Sordariomycetes; Hypocreales; Nectriaceae. The record is from RefSeq and is a predicted model, not a curated record.